Messenger RNA from Prunus mume (Japanese apricot), 2376 nucleotides. Its product is annotated as Tetratricopeptide repeat (TPR)-like superfamily protein. Gene Ontology annotation, molecular function: protein binding; RNA binding. NCBI's taxonomy places the organism in Eukaryota, Viridiplantae, Streptophyta, Magnoliopsida, Rosales, Rosaceae. The record is from RefSeq and is a predicted model, not a curated record. Gene Ontology annotation, cellular component: intracellular membrane-bounded organelle. Gene Ontology annotation, biological process: RNA modification.
CCUGCACAAACCAUAACAUUAUACCAAACGCCAUGACUGGAAAGUUCAGAAAAUAAAAAGAAAAUCAAAUGAGCUAUGAAGUUUCACUUCUACAAAGAAACCACAAAGACCAUAGCUGAAGUCGCCGGUGAGCAGAUCCUCAAACUGAACCAAAGUCUCGCAAAGCUCACUCGCUCCCAUUGUUACUCAGAGGCCCUCCAACUUUUCACCCAAAUCCUGUCCUCGCAAUCCGUAAGACCAGACCACUACACGCUCUCUGCAGCCGUCACGGCCUGUGCUAACUCCCGCGACGUCGUUUUCGGAACCCAACUCCACGCCCACGCCAUCCGAACUGGCCUUAAAGCCUACCCUCACGUCGCCAACACGCUGCUCUCACUCUAUGCGAAAGCCGAAAAUUUGAAUUCUGUGAAAUGGGUUUUCGAUGAGAUUGAAAACCCCGAUGUUUAUUCCUGGACGACGCUGUUGUCGGCAUGUACUAAACUGGGGCAUGUGGAUUAUGCAUCUAAGCUGUUUGAUACAAUGCCUGAAAAGCGUAAUGUGGCGAUUUGGAAUGCGAUGAUUACCGGGUGCGCAGAGAAUGGCUGUGAGGAGGUGGCUAUUGGGUUGUUUGGAGAAAUGCGUAGGAUGGGUGUUAUGCAUGACAAUUAUAGUUUUGCUAGUGUUUUGAGUUCUUGUGCUUUGGAGGGUUUAGGUUUUGGGAGGCAGGUGCAUACGUUAGUGAUUAAAACUGGGUUUUUGGGUAGAUCUUCUGUUGUUAAUGCUCUGCUAACUAUGUAUUUUAACUGCAGAAGUGUUUUGGAGGCAUUUGAGGUUUUUGAAGAAGCAGAAGAUGCGGUAUAUGAUCAGAUUACAUUCAAUGUGAUGAUAGAUGGUUUGGUGAAUGUGGGAAGAGAUGAAGAGGCUUUGAAGAUGUUCAAAUUGAUGCAAGAGGUAUGUCUUAGACCAACUGAACUGACUUUUGUAAGUGUUAUGAGCUCAUGUUCAGCUGUAAGAGUUGCCAACCACAUACAUGCCCAAGCUAUAAAGUUGGGUUUCGAAGCUUUUACUUCUGUGAGCAAUGCAGCAAUAACCAUGUAUUCUGGUUGUGGGGAUUUGCAUGCAGCUUACCUGGUUUUUCAGGUAUUGGAAGAGAAGGAUCUUAUAUCAUGGAACACCAUGAUCUCGACUUAUUCUCAGGGAAAUAGCAGUAACUUGGCCAUCUUGAUCUACCUACAAAUGCAGAGGGCAGCAGUAAAACCAGAUGAGUUUACUUUUGGAAGUUUGUUAGCAAGCUCUGAGUUCACUGAGACUGUGCAAGCGGUUCAAGCCCUUGCACAGAAAGAUGGGCUUAUCCUUAACAUUCAAGUUUCAAAUGCCUUAGUUUCUGCAUAUGCUAAGCAGGGUCACAUGAAUCUGGCCUACCAAGUAUUUAAAGAUAUCAAUCACAUAAAUUUGAUCUCAUGGAAUGCUAUUAUUUCUGGGUUUCUGUUAAAUGGAUUGGUAAAAGAAGGGUUAGUGCAAUUUUCGAAACUGCUAAUGUCAGAACACAGGCCAGAUGUGUGUACAUUAACUAGUAUUUUGAGCAUUUGUGCAAGCAUAUCAGCCUUGAGAGAUGGAAAACAAGUUCAUGGCUACAUUCUCAAAUUUGGGUUUUUCCCCCAGAUGUGCUUACAUAACGCCCUCAUUACGAUGUAUGCUAAAUGCGGGGUUAUAGAUUGGUCAGUAAGAGUGUUCAAUGCGAUGCCUCAAAAGGAUACAGUCUCCUGGAAUUCCCUGAUAUCAGCUUAUGCACAGCAUGGGCAAGGAAAUGAAGCUGUGCGCUGCUUUGAGGCAAUGCAAGACUCCGCUGCAGUCAAACCAGAUCAGGCCACCUUCACGGCAGUCCUUUCUGCUUGCAGCCACGCUGGUUUAGUCGUUGAUGGUACCCGAAUUUUCAAUUCCAUGAUUAAUGAUUAUGGCUUUAUGCCUCAAGUAGAUCACUUUUCUUGUAUAGUUGACCUUCUAGGUCGUGCUGGGUAUAUUGAUGAGGCGGAAACGGUAAUAAACAGCAAGCAUAUUAAAGCACAUCCAAAUAUUUGGUGGACACUAAUCAGUUCUUGUGCAGCGCAUGGUAAUUUAAGGCUAGGAAGAACAGUUGCUGGAUUUCUCCUUGAAACUGAACAAAAUAAUCCAACUGUUUAUGUGCUUUUGGCAAGUAUUUAUGCAGCUGCUGGGCAAUGGGAAGAAGCAGCUAAUGUGAGAGAAUUGAUGAACAGAACGGGGGUGGCGAAGACACGGGGAUGCAGUUGGAUUGAGUCAUGAAAACAUGUAGGAGUGAAUAUUUUACAUAGGCUGGACAUGGAAGUUGAGAAAGAGGGAUCAGUCUUCUUUUUUCUUUUUCUUCUUUUUCUUUCUGUU